AACAGAUGGUUGUUUCACUUCCUGUUCAGAGAGCGAGCGUGCGCUGGACACGACAGAGCUGCUGUGUCCUCAAGCGCUGGAACAGGACCAGGACGCUCUAGGAGACUCCAGGACCAGGAACAGAGACUAACUACCUCCUGACACCUGCUGGACCUUGUCUCGGUGGUCCUGGUCCAGGUGGACCUGGUCUGGAUCAGAGUGGGUCAGGCUCUGGUCUCGGUGGUCCUGGACUCAGUCUGAGACGAUGAAUCUGAUCAACAGUAAAACUGUGACGGUGAUUCUGCUGACGGCUCUGCUGCUCGGAGCGCUGUACUGCUACACCUACCUGUCCCCCAGAGGGGUGCAGUGGGUGCAGGUGGAGCCCGUCGGUCAGCAGCUCAGACCUGCUGAUGUCAUCACUCCGAGUCACGAGUUCCACCUGGUGGCUCCUGAACAUCUGCAGUACAAGCAGCCGAGCAUCGUGCAGGGCCGUGGCGACGUGGUGACAGUGACGCCGUGGUUAGCGCCGGUGGUCUGGGAGGGAACCUUUAACGCGGAUCUGCUGGACAGCAUCUACAAAACGAAGAACAUCAGCGUCGCCGCCACUGUCUUCGCCGUGGGGAAGUACAUCCGCUUCCUGAAGGACUUCCUGGAGACCGCCGAGCAGCACUUCUUCGUUGGUUUCAGGGUGCACGUCUACGUGUUCACCGACCGGCCGAAGGAGGUGCCUCAGGUCACCAUGGCCGCUGGCAGACAGCUGACGGUGCGCUCGGUGCCCGGCUCGCAGCGCUGGCAGGAGAUCUCGGCUCGGAGGAUGGAGCUCAUCCAGACGCUCAUCGAGGAGGAGCUCCGUAACCAUAGUGACUACAUCUUCUGUCUGGACGUGGAUUCGAAGUUCCACGGCCGCUGGGGGACCGAGUCACUGGGAGGACUGGUGGCUGUGAUCCACCCGGGUUAUUACAGAGACGACCGCAGCAGGUUCCCCUACGAGCGAAGAUCCGCCUCCAGAGCGUACCUGGCUAAUGGUGAGGGGGACUUCUACUACUGCGGGGGGGCGUUUGGAGGCCUCCUGCAAGAGGUGUACCUGCUCGCCAAGACCUGCCGCUCCAACUUUGAGGCUGAUGCCAAAGAAGGCAUCGAGGCUGCCUGGCAGGAGGAGAGUCACCUGAACAGGUUCAUGUGGAUCAACAAACCCAGUAAGGUGCUCUCACCUGAGUACCUGUGGCAGGACUUCAAACCGCGGAACCCAGAGGUUCUUGUCGUCAGGUUCUCCGGAGUCGUCAAGAACUACGCUGAGAUCCGGCCCAACGUCUGAGAGUCCGGACUGAACCGGUUUGGAAACAUCCCCACUCACCUGUGGUACCUGUUCACACCUGUCUGUCACACCUGAGGCUUUCCCACAGCACACCUGUUCACCUGUCCUCCCUUAGCACUUCCUGUUGUCCCACGGUGUCCCGAUCAGGUCCAUCCCCCUUCAGGUUGUCCACAGUCUGCAGUCUCUGUCCUCUUCCUUUCAGUCCUGCCUCUGAAGCUCAGGUGUCCCACGCUCAGCGCCGAGCCUGAACGCAUCAUGUGAUGCGCGACUGAAGCUGAUGUCAGCGAUGGCAACCGAGCAACUUUUCAUCAGAGACGCGACUGCUGACAAAUUCAGACUUUUUAAAGAAAACGACUGAAACAGAUUUCAGACAUUUCAUAGAUUUUAUAGAUUUAAUAUAUUUCAUAGAUUUAAUAUUGUGAAUAUUUUGUAAAAUGCUGCUCAGAGCCAAAUCUCCCUCAAAUUUAAUUGUUAAUGUAAAAAAUGUACAGUGAUGUCAUCAAUAUGCAAAUGAGCCUGUGAUGUCAUCAUCUUUCGUCUUCCACUAAAAACAAACAGCAGGCUAACAGGAAGCUCGUCAUGCUAACAGCUAACUGUUGUAAACAAACAAACAAACUGUGGCCGUUUGAUCGUGUCAGACAUUUCAGAAAUGUUAUUUCAGUGAAACACAGAGACGAUAACUGAAGGACUGUUUGUCAUUUAUGAGGGGAGGGGCUGAUGCAAAAAGUUUUUUUUUUUUUUUACUUUUUGCAAUAUUGAAAGGAAACAUUUUGAUGAUUUUUAUUUAUUUAAUUUUUUUUUUCAUUUAUUAGAAUUGUGAAACAUGCCUUCCAUACCUACAGACCUGCAGGUUUGCAUGUUUUCUUUAAUUUUUUUUUUUUUUUUAAAUUUACUCCUUCUUAAUUUUUUUCUGUAUUUUUUUGUCUUUUUUUGUCCUCGACAAUUGAUUUGUGAUGCUCUUUUACAUUUGGAACAAAUCUCAAAUUUAAACAGGAAAAAAGAAAAAAAAAACACUGGAAAAUGUCCAGGAAGGGGCGUAGUCAAACAAAAGCUGCCUGUUUUGUUUGAGAGCAUUUAAAUAAAGUUUCAUAUUUUGAAUGAGGUUAAUCAACAGUGAAGAUGUUAUUUUUGUUUUAGGGCUGAUGCAGAAUGAUGACUGAUGAAGUGAUAUAAUUACUGAUGAUUGGCUGAUGGCUGAUUGGCUCAUUUGCUUCCUCAUGUUUGCUCAUUUUGUGUCAAAGAACCACACAGGAUGUUUGUUGUCAUGACGACUGCGGCCUGCAGAGGGUGCAGACACUAAUAAAGCCUGUUGGUCUGAUGGAG
Plectropomus leopardus (leopard coralgrouper) is the source of this 2617-nucleotide messenger RNA. Its product is annotated as globoside alpha-1,3-N-acetylgalactosaminyltransferase 1-like. Gene Ontology annotation, molecular function: hexosyltransferase activity. Gene Ontology annotation, biological process: carbohydrate metabolic process. NCBI's taxonomy places the organism in Eukaryota, Metazoa, Chordata, Actinopteri, Perciformes, Serranidae. Gene Ontology annotation, cellular component: Golgi apparatus; membrane; vesicle. The record is from RefSeq and is a predicted model, not a curated record.